Messenger RNA from Osmerus eperlanus (European smelt), 3449 nucleotides. It is a transcript of the gene smad3b, whose product is annotated as SMAD family member 3b. Gene Ontology annotation, biological process: transforming growth factor beta receptor signaling pathway; positive regulation of transcription by RNA polymerase II; anatomical structure morphogenesis. The coding region runs from base 197 to 1474 and encodes 425 amino acids. The transcript is spliced from 9 exons. Gene Ontology annotation, molecular function: RNA polymerase II cis-regulatory region sequence-specific DNA binding; DNA-binding transcription factor activity, RNA polymerase II-specific; I-SMAD binding. Gene Ontology annotation, cellular component: heteromeric SMAD protein complex. Lineage: Eukaryota; Metazoa; Chordata; Actinopteri; Osmeriformes; Osmeridae. The record is from RefSeq and is a predicted model, not a curated record.
AGAAAAGAGAGCCAGUCAACUUGAACUGAGUACCGCGAGCGGCCGUCGAGCGCACACAGCAUUCCCGUUGCCAGCCAGCUUUAACAUUUCUGACAAGAAGAAGACCGCGACGUUUUUGUGAAUUGUGUGUCUAGAUUUUUAGGAGGGCCAUAAUACGGUCUUGAAACGUAACUUACUUCUCACUGACAAUCUCAAGAUGUCGAUAUUGCCCUUCACUCCUCCGAUUGUAAAGAGGCUUCUGGGCUGGAAGAAGGGGGAGCAGAAUGGACAAGAGGAGAAAUGGUGUGAAAAGGCUGUCAAAAGUCUGGUGAAAAAGUUGAAAAAGACGGGACAACUGGACGAGUUGGAAAAAGCCAUUACAACGCAGAAUAUAAACACGAAAUGCAUAACUAUUCCGAGGUCUCUGGACGGGCGCCUGCAGGUGUCCCACAGGAAAGGCCUUCCUCACGUCAUCUACUGUCGCCUGUGGCGCUGGCCGGACCUGCAGUCCCACCACGAGCUGAGGGCCAUCGACCUCUGUGAGUUUGCAUUCCACACCAAGAAGGAUGAGGUGUGUGUCAACCCAUACCACUACCAGCGCGUGGAGACACCAAUCCUGCCUCCUGUCCUGGUACCGCGCUACUCUGACGUCCCCACAGAGUUCCCUCCUCUGGACGACUACAGCCACUCCAUCCCUGAGAACACCAACUUCCCUGCUGGGAUCGAGCCCCAGAGCCACUACAUACCGGAAACCCCUCCUCCAGGGUAUCUGAGUGAGGAUGGAGAGACCAGUGACCACCUGCUCAACCACAGCAUGGACACAGGUUCACCCAGUCUGUCGCCCAAUCCUGUUUCGCCAACUCACAACAGUCUCGACCUUCAGCCGGUGACGUACUGCGAGUCGGCCUUCUGGUGCUCCAUCUCCUACUACGAGCUGAACCAGCGCGUGGGCGAGACCUUCCACGCCUCGCAGCCCUCGCUGACCGUGGACGGCUUCACCGACCCGUCCAACUCGGAGCGCUUCUGCCUGGGCCUGCUGUCCAACGUCAACCGUAACGCGGCUGUGGAGCUCACGCGCAGACACAUCGGUCGGGGGGUGAGGUUGUACUACAUCGGCGGGGAGGUGUUUGCCGAGUGUCUCAGCGACAAUGCCAUCUUUGUCCAGAGUCCCAACUGCAACCAGCGCUACGGCUGGCAUCCUGCCACCGUCUGCAAGAUCCCCCCUGGUUGUAAUCUGAAGAUCUUCAACAACCAGGAGUUUGCUGCCCUGCUGGCCCAGUCAGUGAACCAGGGCUUUGAAGCCGUCUACCAGCUGACCCGCAUGUGCACCAUCCGCAUGAGCUUCGUCAAGGGCUGGGGAGCCGAGUACAGGCGUCAGACGGUGACCAGCACCCCCUGCUGGAUAGAGCUGCAUCUCAACGGGCCCCUGCAGUGGCUGGACAAGGUGCUCACUCAGAUGGGCUCCCCCAGCAUCCGCUGUUCCAGCGUGUCUUAGGACCAGCUCACCCUAGCGCCUCACACUCAACCUCACCCUCGCGCCUCACACUCACCCUCACCCUAGCGCCUCACACUCAACCUCACCCUCGCGCCUCACGCUCACCCUCACCCUAGCGCCUCACACUCAACCUCACCCUCGCGCCCCACACUCACCCUCGCGCCUCACACACCCUCACCCUAGCGCCUCACACUCAACCUCACCCUCGCGCCCCACACUCACCCUCGCGCCUCACACUCAACCUCACCCUCGCGCCCCACACUCAACCUCACCCUCGCGCCCCACACUCACCCUCACCCUAGCGCCUCACACUCACCCUCGCGCCCCACACUCACCCUCGCGCCCCACACUCACCCUCGCGCCCCACACUCACCCUCGCGCCCCACACUCACCCUCGCGCCCCACACUCACCCUCACCCUAGCGCCUCACCCUAGCGCCCCACACUCACAGCAGACAAGAGUCAGGAUAGGUGUAGAUUAACAAGUCAGUAUUCAGAUGCAGAAGACUGCAUUCAGGUGCAUUAUUUCCUAUUAGUACCAUCAAUCCUACUAUCUGUUAACAGACUCCUACCAUUACACCACACACUCACUGUCAAAAGCACUUUCUUCACAAGAGUAGCAUUUAGCGUGUCCAUUUGAUGGUUGUCUAGAUUUGUACGUUGUGUAAUUUUGUUCUGAACAGUCAGACAUAGCAUGUUAGCCAUAGUUCUAAGAGAAGUAACAGACACAUGUCUUGUUUUUCAAUGCAUGAUUUUAUAAUCAUGUCUUUCAAUUGUGGUUCUUUUUUAUCAUAUCUGAUAAAGGAAAAUAUUACAACUUUUUUUUGUUACGUAAAGAAAAGUAAUUGUAUGAUUUUUGUAACUAUUCUUUCAUGUUGGGUUCAGAGACAACAGCCGAAAGGGUUAUGAGCAGAUGGUUUCAUGCGUAUUUGGAAUGUCUAAAGUUAAUGUGUUCUCAAGAUUAGUAGAUGGAUAUAGAAUAUCUUUGUAUAAGGACAAAUUUAAAAACUUGUGGGCUAUACAUUUAGUGUUAAUAGUUUUCUAAGUACUGAGUACUUUCCCCUCAUAUCUCAAUAACGAUAUAAACAAACUGCCCGGUCAGUCACUGAAUUUGUAUUUAAACUAUAUUGUUGAUAGAGAGAAUCCUAAUGUGAAGUGUAAUUUGCUCAGUGAAAAGAGACAUUUUGUCAAUUAUUUUGCAAACAAAAUAUAUUUUUACUGUUUCCCCAUUGAGGUUGAACAAACCUAUUUAUAGGGUAAUGAAAGAUGGCUUGUAUUAGAAACACUUGAGCCAAGGAGUCGGAUCCGCUGCCACAGGGAUUUAUCUCACAACAGUAUACCUGCCAGACAGACGCAUGACUUUUUAAAAUUGAGAUUUUAACACAUUUGCCACAAAGAACAGACUAUUUUCAAUAAAUUGCGCCAAAGUUGGCAGCUGUAGAUAUAUUUUUGAACUAAGAGGAAUUUGGCUACAUUAAUCUGAGUCAAGCUCUGUUUUAUUUUUACUAGAAUUUAGGAUCUAUUUGAGAGUAUUUUUUAUUAGUCAUGCAAAACCCCAAUGUGUCUGAAAAAAAAUCUAUAAAUCCUGUAUGUAAAAAAAAAAAAAGAAGAAAAUUGGUAUAGUAUAAACCAGCGCUUGAUUGGUUAUGUUUUGUCUGCCAAAUCACCACAUUACUGUACUCAUUGAUUAAAAGGAGACUGGUGAGUUAUGUAAUAUAUUUUAGUAGUUAUGGUGCUUAACUGAAAUACUGCAUAAAAGUAGUUUGUCUCUCCAAAAGGAGAUGUUUUGUAAAGAAUAUGUAUGAAAUAAUGUGUUGUCAAGUAUCAGUACUUAUUUUCCUUUGUACUCUUAAAUUGCUUCGUUUUAUUAUAAAUGUUACUUUCCUUGUUAUUUACUUAAUGUUUAGUUGAAUCUGUUUUGUUAUCCAUGACCAUUUCAUUAAAUGUUCUUUAAUAAAGUAAAUAAUGUAAUGUUC